Molecule: messenger RNA, 630 nt
Organism: Aspergillus thermomutatus
Lineage: Eukaryota; Fungi; Ascomycota; Eurotiomycetes; Eurotiales; Aspergillaceae
Exons: 2
Coding region: 1-630 (209 amino acids)
Source: RefSeq, a predicted model, not a curated record
AUGCCUCAUUUCCCUAAGGGUACUGGAUUCGAGAUGAAGUCAGACGGCGCACAGCGGAACAUCAGGUCCAGCUCAGUGCAACCGUCCCCUGCCAUGAGAGUGAAAAACCGUCGCAAACGCUAUCUGGACAUGCAUCCGGAAUACUUCUCCGCUGAUCUCGAGCUCGCUGCCCCUGUAGACCCGUUGCUAUACGAUCGACUAAUCCGCCGGUUCCAAACACCUGCAGAAAGAGAAGCCGAAGGGAGAGCGAAAGCGUUUUCUGGUGUUCUUCAAGCAGACUUGCAACGCUCAGAGGCCAAGCUUGAUGCUCUCAAUAAUCCCAACCCCCAUGCGAUGUUCAGCUAUAGUCGUGGUCCAAGUGGGGAGAUCAUUGCGGAGGACGCAGAUGAGAUACCCACAAGCAAAGAGGAAGCUGAAAAACUUUGGCGCUGGGAAAUGACGAUGCGUUUUCUGAAAGGGGAGGACUGCGACUUUGACUAUACGCAAGUUGACGAGAAUGAUGAAUAUGAUGACUGGACUGAGGAGCAGGAGCGUUACUUUGACGACGAAGAGCCUGAAUGGAUGGUUGAGGGAACUGAUGGAGAUAUCAAGUCCCACUUGCAGGGAGAGACAGGCAUACAGGAUUUUUGA